Messenger RNA from Ilex paraguariensis (yerba mate), 1632 nucleotides. Lineage: Eukaryota; Viridiplantae; Streptophyta; Magnoliopsida; Aquifoliales; Aquifoliaceae. The record is from the annotation of a GenBank genome assembly.
AUGAACAUCAUGGUUCAAGGGCUUGGGUAUAAUGGGAUUGUGUUCUCGACUGAUAAGAAUGGUGGGUUUGGUGGAUUCUCUGCUUCGGAGGAGUUUCAGAGUCCUCCUCCUCUGUUUGACUCUGUGAAUUCACAGAGUAAUGUUUGUUAUCAGAGCUCUGAAGAAGUUGUGUCUAAGAGGAUUAGACUCUCACCCGAGUUCAAUCUACAGGAAGAGGAAAUCAACUCUUCUGAACAGAGCAGUCCUCUUGGAUUGACAUUGAGAAAGACACCAUCUUUUCUUAAUUUUCUGGAGAUGAAGCUAUCCCAAUCAAAGAAAUCAAAUUGUUCCACCCAGAUUGAUGAUUUUCUGUCUCAACCUAUGCCUGAGAAGCUUAAGGCUUCCAACUUCCCUGCAUCAUUACUUAGAAUUGGCUUUUGGGAGAGAAUUUCCAGGCAUGAAGGUGAUUUGGUUGCAAAAUGUUACUACGCCAAAAGGAAAUUGGUGUGGGAAGUUUUGGAAGGGGCAUUGAAAAGCAAGAUAGAAAUACAAUGGACUGAUAUUUUGGCGAUUAGAGCCAUUAUUCGUGAUAAUGAACCGGGAAUUUUAGAAAUUGAGUUGAACCAACCGCCAUUGUUUUUUCAAGAGACUAUUCCCCAGCCGCGGAAGCACACUCUUUGGAAACAAGGAUCAGAUUUUACUGGUGGUCAAGCUCCCAUUUGCAGGAGGCACUAUGUUAUGUUUCCUCCAGGAGCACUUGAUAAACACUACGAGAAGCUUUUACAAUGCGAUCAAAGGCUACUAAUGCUGAGCCAAAGACCUUUUCCAAGUCAGGAAUCUCCUUAUUUCCACUCAAAUAUCUACAGAUUUACAGAAUUUUCCAUUGGUUUCAAUGGCCGCUACCCUGCAGCUUCUCCAGAAGGGACUGGACUGCAACAUGAAUUCGCAAAUUUUCCUGCUCAUUUAGUUCUUCAGCCUCAUGUUCAAAAUUUCAAACCAAUGCCCAGAUCACCUCUUUCUGCUAUGCACUCAGAUUCACCAAUGUCAGUUAUGGAUUUCUCGCAUAUGGAAGAGAGAGCCAGAAACUACACGUUUGAGAAUCCGGGUACAGGAUAUUGGGGUAAUGAAGGAGGAAUCAACAUUCCAACUCAAGAGUCGUCCGCAAUUGCCUUGGCUGCAAAUGGCAACACAACUUCUCUUUGUCAAAAUUAUAAUGUAUUGAAUCAUGGGGAAGUAGAAAGACUGUAUACUCAAAGCACUGGAAGACUAAUGGACAUUGCAAAAUAUUUGCUAGAUGACUCGCAAGGAGUAUGCUCUGAUGAAAGAAAACGCCUCGAAACAGAGAGUUCAUUGAUAGAGCUACAAGGAGUGAAACCCAUUGCCACAAAUCACGUGGAAUAUGCACAUGAAAAUGAUCAUCUCAAAUUGGAUUCUACUGAGCAAUCUGGAGUAGAUAAUGAACAGCUUUGCCCAAAUUCCAUCUCUUGGUUGCCUCUUCUGGAUCCCCAAGGAAGUAUGAUGACAUAUCCAAACAUCUUCUCGGAGCAAAUAGAGGAAGAAUUUGCAGCUCUAGACUCCACCCAAGAGAUUGUAUUUCCUCAAUCAUUACGCCAAAUCCAGAGAAAUUGUAUUUGGAUUAAUCAGCCUUAUUAG